Messenger RNA from Exophiala spinifera, 3618 nucleotides. RefSeq lists its product as uncharacterized. Gene Ontology annotation, molecular function: ATP hydrolysis activity; ATP binding. The transcript is spliced from 2 exons. NCBI's taxonomy places the organism in Eukaryota, Fungi, Ascomycota, Eurotiomycetes, Chaetothyriales, Herpotrichiellaceae. The coding region runs from base 1 to 3618 and encodes 1205 amino acids. The record is from RefSeq and is a predicted model, not a curated record. Gene Ontology annotation, cellular component: Smc5-Smc6 complex. Gene Ontology annotation, biological process: double-strand break repair via homologous recombination.
AUGACUUCACGUAUGAGUCGAAGACCCCGAGCGCUUGAUUCUGACGAUGAGGACUCGCGACCAAACACGCCCUCAUCAACAGCGCCGCACGAUAGCAAGCGACAGCGUCAAAGAUAUCAGCACUCCUCGGUCGAUGACGACGAUGACGACGACGACGAUGUUCACUCCGAUGCGAGCGCCUCGCCGAGUACUACAAUGAGGUCGCUGCGUCGCCAGGAUAGAGCUGACAGCGCCCGGAAUAACGCUUCACGCAUGCAAAGUCGCCAUCAACCCGGCGCCAUUGUUCGCGUCAAAUUGACCAACUUUGUCACCUACACGUCUGCAGAAUUCUUUCCGGGACCCAACUUGAACAUGGUCAUAGGGCCGAAUGGCACCGGCAAGAGUACUUUAGUAUGCGCGAUUUGUUUGGGACUUGGAUGGCCACCCUCGUACCUUGGGCGCGCCAAAGACCCCGUCGAGUUUAUCAAGCACGGAUGUCGGGAAGCGUCUAUCGAGAUUGAACUCCAGCGAUCCGCAGACUCGUCUCAAAAUCCCGUCAUCACCAGAGUUAUCAAGAGAGAAGGGAGUAAAUCCGUUUACACUAUCGAUGGACAUGCUAGCAAUGGCCGACAAGUUCAAAAGUUGGCGAAUUCAUUCAACAUUCAAAUCGAUAAUCUCUGUCAGUUCCUGCCACAGGACAAAGUGGUUGAAUUCGCGCAGAUGACUCCAAUCGAACUCCUCGCAAGCACACAACGUGCUGUGGCGGGCCCUGAGAUGGCCUCAAUGCACGAUGACCUCAAGCGAUUGCGCAGUGCCCAGAGCGAGGCACUAAACAAAUCCAAGGCCGAGCAAGAGCAGCUGGCCAAUCUCGAGAACCGUCAAGAAAUGCAACGUACAGAGGUUGAGAGGAUGCGUGAAAGAGCAUUGGUCAAAAAGAGACUUGAGUGGAUGGAGAAAUGCAGACCCCUUGUGGAAUAUUCCGAGUGCAGAGUCAAAUACAAAGAGGCCAAACUGAAAGCGAAAGCGAUCACCCAGGAGCUCAAACGUCUAAAGGCCAUUUCUGCUCCCACUUUGAAAGACCUUGAGUCAAAGAGACAAUACGAAAGAGAUGUGAGGUCAUUGAAGGAGAAGCGCAAGAAAGAUCUGGCAGUGACCGAACGUAAGUGUGAAGAGGCAGCGAGGAAGAUUGUUGACACGCAGAGCACCGUCGACGAAUUCAAGAACAAACUGGAGGCCGAGAGACGAGUCCCCAGCGAGAAGAAGGCGGAGAUAGGACGCCAUAUGGGGUCGAUCGCACAGUAUCGGCAGAAAAAGGAACAACCGCCACCAGAAUUUGACGCUCGAGCAAUGACGGACGAAAUUCAGCGACUGAAGAAUCAGCAGAGAGCUUUUGAGGCCCAGAAACUCGAACUGAAUGAGCGCAAAGAACUUCUCAGGACGCAAGGACUUGACGCCAAGUCCCGGCGUGAGGCGUUGGAAAAGACCCUUCGUAGUAUGCAGACCGAAGCCGGGAAGCAGGAACUGAAACUGAAAGAUGUCUCAAGAGACACAUUCAAAGCUUGGGAGUGGAUUCAAAACAACCGGGAAGAAUUCAGCGAGCACGUGUACGGUCCUCCCAUCGUGGAGUGUUCGCUUAAAGACCCCGGAAUGGCCGAUGCUGUCGAGUCUCUCCUUCAACAGAACGACUUCAAAAUCAUCACCGUUCAGAACAAAGACGAUUUCAGAAAGCUACAAGACAAGCUUUCAAGGGGACUAAAGCUACACGACGUCAGCCUCCGGGUCUGCCCUCCCGCUAACUCUCAACACCUAACACAUCGGCCCUUGAACUCAGAAGAGAUGGCGAAGUUUGGUUUGACCAGCUGGGCGAUCGACCAUAUACAAGGCCCAGCGCCUGUCCUGGCGAUGCUCUGCGCCGAAAGAAACCUUCAUCGCGCAGCCAUGAGCUCUGCCGAACUGACCCAAGAACAGCAUGAGCAGCUCGCCGCAACCUCAAUAGCCAGCUAUGUGGCUGGGCGAAAACUAUACCAAUUCAUGCGCCGAGCAGAAUAUGGCACUGCGGGUACCUCGUCUCGUGUAGGUGACCUUCGUGCCGCCAAAAUGUGGACAGAUCAGCCCGUCGAUAUGGGGAGGCAGACAGCUAUUCAACGACAAAUUAAUGAAGUGACCGGUGAAGGAAAGCUCAUGUCGACCGAGUUCCACAACCUCAAGGCCGAAAUUACUCGGCUUGAUGACCAAAUAAAACAGCUGGCCGAUGAAGAGUCGGCAAAACGGUCGGAAAGAGACACGAAGCAGGCUGCUCACGCGGCUUAUAAAAAGCUUGACGCACAGAUUGCGGAGAGAGAAGAAAAGAUCAAAAUCGUGGAGAGGGCGUUGGCAGAGUCCAAAGAGCGUGUGAAGCGACUGAAUGACGGAUUGGCUGAUGCCGUGAUAGAAAAGACGAACGCGGUUCUAGCCUUUGCUUCGGCUGUGGGGGCCGUCAAAACCAAGUCUUCCGCUUUGCUUGAGGCUGAAGUGUUGCACAUCGAAGCGACUUCAGACUUUGCAUACCUGGCCAGCCAGAACGAGCAGAUUGUCCGUGCCAUCAGGGAGAAAGAGAAAGAGGUUGCAGAAGCAGAGAAGGUUCACGAAACACAUCACGAGCGAGCGAGGGGUCUCUACUCCGAUUGUCAGCGCAUACAAGCCGAAGCCCAACAGCUGCAGCAAGAUGAAGACGACAAUGGAUUUAUGGAGCUGAUCCAACGUAUGGCCGAACAAGUCAAGACUCUAGAAGCUCUCGAAGGCGAAAUAGAUGCCGAGAAAGCCAAACUUGAAUUGACCGAGGGAGGCAGUACCAAUAUCAUCAAGGAAUACGAGGACCGAGCCAAGUUGAUUCAGAGACUGAGAGUCAAACUCGGAGACGAUGCACAACAGCAAGCCGACCUCAAGCACGGUAUCCAAGAGAUUCGUGGCAAGUGGGAAGCACGUCUGGAGGCUGUCGUUUCCAAGAUCAAUGAAGCAUUUUCCGAUUCUUUUGCAAGGAUUGGGUGUGCGGGUCAGGUGGCUGUCUACAAGGCAUCUUCAGACAUGCCUGCAGACUGUACGGAAGAGAAUGGAGGCGCAGACAACGGACUCGACUUUGCGAACUGGGCCAUUCACAUCAGUGUCAAAUUCCGCGAGCAAGAGCCGCUCAGUCUUCUUGACAGUCACCGACAAUCUGGCGGAGAAAGAGCAGUGAGUACGAUAUUCUAUCUCAUGGCCAUGCAAAGUCUGAGUCAAGCGCCUUUCCGCGUUGUGGAUGAGAUCAACCAAGGUAUGGAUCCUCGGAACGAGCGCAUGGUGCAUGGCCGGAUGGUGGACAUUGCAGCGGACGAUGGUGGUAGUCAAUAUUUCCUGAUCACGCCCAAGUUGUUGAGUGGGUUGAAAUACAGAAGGGGCAUGACAGUGUUGUGCAUUGUCAGUGGUGAGAACGUGCCAUCAGCACGCGUACAAACGGAGAAGGGCGGAUGGACGGAUGGUCCCAAGGUUGAUUUCAGGUCAAUUGUGCAAAAGGCCAAAAGCCUUGGGCAUAGAGGUGCGGCUCAUAAUGACAGGAGGGUUGACUCUGGAGUUGGCCUCGGAGGCUUCGACUCGACAAUUCGGUCAACACCAGUUGGAGCAUGA